AGACGAAGAGCUGUAAAUUGAGUAUUGAGGAAAAAAAGAGAGGGUAUCUAUAUAUUCAAGGGUAUUGAUUGAAAUAGUGUUGACAACGUCAGAGGAUUACAGUUACACAACAUGUUCUAUAAGUUAGUUACUACCAUUUCUUCAGCCUUACCAUUCGUAUGCUCUAGUACACUUGGUAGAUUUUUUAGUUGAAAAAAAAUGUAGUCUUCAACAUUCUAGAACAACAUGUGAGUGCAAGACAGAUUGGUGAAGAGCCUCGCGUAGAAGGACGCUGGUUUUCCUAGCUGGUUUUCCCACGGCUUUGAAAACGUAACUCCUACAAGUCCGUUCCGAUCAAAUGUCGGAUGAACAAGCCGCCGCCCCAUCGGGCGGUGAGGAGGAUGGGCCGCCCGCUCCACCACCCGAGAUGUUCCAUACGACGCAAAAGGAAGCCGUCGAAGUGGGGGACUAUGUCUCUGAUGAUGGGACUGAGCCUGUGUAUUUUCAUCUUUAUGCUAUGUGCUUGGAGUCGGAUGAUGAUAGAUGGUAGGAGUGGGACUGCAGAUCCAGUGUAUCUUCGUUUUUUUGAACAGAGGAGGCGUGGCGAUAGUUGUGUAUCGACUUGUACCAAUAUGAAAAUGAAUAAAAUGCUGAUCGUCUACGCACGAUCGAAAUCGAUUUUGAUUCUGCACAAUGAAUUGAGCCUCUCCUCGUGAACCUCAACCAGAUCCGAGGAGGCGUCUGACGAUGGAGAGGAAGCCUCGGAGGCUGCAGCGGAUGCCUAUCUACGGGAGCUGGAGGGACGAUGUCAUAUCCUCGACGAAAGGGAUGCUGCUUAUGGUGGUGGAAAAGCGCAGAGGGACGAUAUGAAGGGCGAUCCUCUGCUGAAGUACAUAAAUCAGCAUAGCGGUAUUUUCUCGACCCACAAGACGGACGCAGAAGUGAAGGCGGCAGUAGCAGAUAAGCGUAAAGUCCAAGUCUUGAGGGAUGCCAAAAAUAGUUGGGAUAAGAAGGUAGUAGACUGUUCUUAAGAGAUGCCAAAAAUAUUUGGGAUAAGAACGUAGUGAACUCUGAUGUACUCACGAACGACUGCGGUUGAUAAUUAGAAUGUUGAUACCUUGAGAAGGUUUACUUGAAGGAUCGACAUAGAAGUAAAGCCACGUCAUUACUUUCCAUCCAGUGCGAAGCAGCUGAGGAUGCGAGGCAAGUGUUGGCAAGUGAAGAAGCUAAGCUUAAGGAGAUGCAGAAUACUCGCAGUGCUGAGGAGAUAUUUGUUCAGGCAGACGAGGUUGAACGAUCAUGGCAGAGAUUGACAGACUUGGAAAAGGUAUUUCGCUUUUGGAGAUUGACAGAUUUGGAAAUAAAGGUACUUCGCUUGUUCACUACUCUGGAAAGACGAGGCAUGACGCUUUUCAAGUAUUGCUUUAACUUUUCUAUUCUCAACGAGGUCGCAGGCUGCUUCACCUUACCUAGAUAUUCUAUCUCUUGAGUACGUUUCUAGGGAGACCCUCUCCCGCUUUUAUCAUUAUUUUCACGCCAACCAUCAGGACCGCGAUAGUGCCGAAUUGAAGCUUCACGAGAUGAUCGGCACAGCCUCAGAAGCAGAACGGGCCUGUCUGCAGAAGGAGUUUGAGUUUAGGGUGUCGAGGAUACUCAGAUGGUUAUUGUCAAAAAAAUUUCGAUUCGUAUUUCACACGCACUGUACUCUAGAUCUGAGGCUCAGGCCGUACUUGGCCUCGUUUCGUCCGACAACUUUUACUUGAUAAAUUGAACAGUACCUGACCUCGUCCUCCGCUGGAAGACGAGUACUUCCAAUCACUUGUCCCUUGUCGCUCACUUCUAAUCACAUAUCCAUCAUCGCGCAACAACGGCAGCAAGACGAAGUGGCGAGAGGGGAGCGGAUUAUCGAAAAAAUGUGGGAGAAAGAUUACCUGAAGAUGGAGAAGAGAGCAGCGGACAAGGCAGAAAAAGAUAGAAAAGCUAUGGAAGCGGAGAAGAACAGAAAACUUAACAACAAAAAACAUUUGACGCCAGCUCUAGUGGAUGAGAAGUACUGUUUUCUUGAUACUGUUAGUACCACCUACUAGUAGAGGUUCAUUUUUCUUCGACUUAAUUUCUUCAUGUAAUACAACAUAUAUGUAGAAGGCUAUGCAGGUGAAGACGUUGAUUUAUCUGACGACCUCCUGUUUGAGUACCGACUAUCGAUUUAGAUUUUCCCUACUAAGUACACUCUCGUGACAAUCAUUUCGAGUCCAUCAUCAUCGCUUUUUCCUACACAGGCAAAAAGUCGCUCAGGCUGCGGCAGUUCGCGAUGAAAAAUGGAACCAUAGGACGAAGGCGAUGCUGCAGCUGAAGAAAAACCUGGACGAGAUCAAUGCAAAAAUCGCCAGCACCAAUGAGAAGAAGGAAAAUUAUGGGUAGUCGUCGUUUUGGGUGUCGCUCUUGCAUGCUGUCGCAAGUCUUGAAAUUUGGAGAUCUUCUUCAUUUUCUAAUCUCGAAAAGCCUUGGCAGCAGAAAAACAGAAGAAGCAAAGGGAGAUUGAGUUAAUGGAGCAAGGCCUAAACCCCUAUGAGGUCUUCCGCAGAGAACAAGUAGAGGCCGAUUUGGAUCGGAAUAAAGUGGAGGGAGCAGCUUUGAAUUAAGGCUUUGGAAGAAGGAGAGACGCUUAUAUUUAUUAGUUUCAUCUUGAUCGACGAAGGAUUUUUUACAUUAUGUAUCUUCGUCACACCCACGACAGCAUAAUUGCAUCACAACUUUACAGAACCAUGAUUGUACUAUUACAGGUUAUUUCAAGAACAACUAAAGAAUUACUUAUGUAGUACUUUUUCAUACAUAGAAACAAACUACCAUGCAUGUCCAGGGUCUAAUAGAAGCAGAUGAGGAACGAGAAGCUGUUAAAAUCCCUUAUCCGUGAAGACCAGGAGCAACAAGCGAAGGAGGCGGAAGACAGGCGACUGCAGGAGUUUGAAAUUGCUUAUCAAAGGGAACAAGCUGGCCAGAGCAAAGAGUAGGAACAACAGUGGGAAUUUUUAUAGGUCGUGGAAGGUGUGGUCGUAUGGACGAGUUGUAAUUGUCAUAUGAAGACUAUCGAAUUUCUAUUAGACUAGAUUGCUCUAGCAAAGCAAUAGAAGUGAUUAAUUGUCGUGUGCGGUCCCGAUUGACGAUGACUGGGAUUCUGAAAAUUUGACUUAUUUCUCUUCUCAUACAUAUGAUAUCGAUCCUCAACAUCCUUGCUGAUGAUGUCCUUCUCCAUUACUCCCCCCGCUUUCAUUUUCCCGUAAAAAUGGCAGAUUAUAUCAAGAAAGUGACGUUGAAUCACGUGGAUAUUUUGGACCCUACUGGAGCUGCCAUGAGGAUCGACCCCAGUAAGGUGACAGCGGUCAAGACCGGAGGCUUUUUAAGGCCAGUACCUAUGAUAGAGUCCAUCUUUAUCAUGUAUAGCGAUGGAGGAUACAUCAGCCCUAUCAAUUCUUGACUAAGUAGGCAAAGCUCUAAUUCUUGGACUAGGCAAAGCACCGCCAGAGGAGUUAGCUGCAGUGGAGGAGAGGUUGGCGUUUCAGAAGAAGAAAGUAGCUGUCUGGGACAGACAGGAUGCAAGAAAGGCAGAUGAUGGCAUGGGGUUUUUGGGGGGGGACGACGGACGUGCGGGAACAGCUGGCGCUGAGGAUGACGAGAAAGAACCUUUGCCAGAUGGGAAGUUGUGGCUACCAAAAAGGACUGUGCUGGAAGAGAAAAUGCUCGCAGAAGCGAAGAAGGAACAUAGGAGACAAAUAGAUGAGGGGGAGGUACGUAAAAAUCUUGCUUGAUAGUCGUGCACUAUUUUUGUUGCUCUUAAGUACUUCGUUACUCAACUGCAACCUCUAUUUCACAAGAUGUACAACUUACGCGGGUUGAGCUCCAAUCUUCUUCUCUCUCUCAAAUGAACCAGGUGCAACGUUGUUGGGGUAAAACCUUCAAAGGCGCCGCUUUCAUCCCGAAGCCAUCAGUGAUCGAGUAUUUGGAUUUCGAUGCGGACGAGAAAUACAAGCAGGUGAUCGAAGUCACCAACGUUUCGCUUACCUUCAACCAGUUCAAUUAAGGCCUCGCACAGUCUGGACUUUUAUUAAGGCCUCGCACCGUCUGGACUUUUUGCCCUUCCAACAAUAUGUAAGCUGGAGUGGUCUCUAAUUCAAGCUCCUACCUAUGGAUGACCGUUAUCAAGACUUUUUCGACAUCGGCUUUGAUCCGCCAGGUCGUAUGAGUGCCGGUGUGAGCUGCAAAAUUACUCUGAGGUAUAUGCCGAAGCUGUUUCAGGAUAUUUGGACCACCUUUCCGAUAUUAGCCAAAACCGGGAGAAUAGACUUUCCGAUCAUGUGCCUAACGAAAAAAACGGUGCUGGAUUUGGGUACUUCUUGUUUUGAGGCUUUAGGAAAGAUUUGAUCAGACUCUAAUUUAGAUAAGAAUGAUUCACCAACAGCUCCUAGGCAGCACCUCACGAACCAGCAAAACCGAAGAAGCUUUUCAAUAAAUCAAAUCUCCCAAAAAAGAACCCUCCGAAAUUAUUAACACCAGAACCGAAGGAACUUUCUGAGGAGGAGAAGCAGCAACAGGCGGUAAGUGGAAAGCAGAAAGUGAAGAAGAAGGGACCGCCGGAUCCUGCAGUGCCACCUGAACUCCGCGAUGCCGAAUUUAAGGCUACAAGAAAUCCAUCUUCACGUGCAUCCUGUCUGAGACCGUUUUCAAGGGGAAAAAGGUUCUAAGAUGCGUGUCAAGAUGGAUUUUUCUUGGGUCUAACGAAUACUGGAGAGAUCCUAGUGAAAUCCUCUUGGUGGAUUUUGGGAAUGUAGUUUUCGGCGAGUGGUCGACGAGGGAGGUACAGAUCAUGAACACUGGCGCUCUGCCAGCAGGCUAUUCGAUACGAGAAGCAGUCGUUGAGGACGAACCUAUCCCGGAACUAGAAAGGCAAAACGAACACAGAAGAACGCGGAUGCUCGCCUCAGAUCCGUGGCAAAAACUUAGAACUGGUAGUGACAUGUCGUGCAGUCCUGCGAAAGAUGCAGGCGGUUUGGGUGGGGGAACAGUAGACGCGGCCCUUGAGUUAAGAUGGCGGUAUUGAAUAAGUUUGACUCUUUUUGUUCUUUGGUUAGAAUUAAUAUCGUACUUUUCAGCAGAGUCGUGCCUGUAUCAAGUACAAGUACCUACUCCCGCCUCAUACGAAACGUUAAACUACAACAACAUCAAGAGCUCUUCCUCUGAUGACUUAGACGAAACGUUACACAUCGUCCACCAAUCGCUCUUCAUCUAAUCAACGAUGCCUCAGGAGGUGACGGAGGUUCGCCGCCCAAUGUUUCGACUAGCCGUGGAGAUCUUCCUGACCUCGCAACGAAUACAGCUUCAGGCUCGUCAGGUUUGCCGUCAAUGUUGGCGUUCGCAGAAACGGGGUCUUUCGUCGCUCGCGGGAGCAGCAAGAUUGAAUUCAUCUUCACUCCUAGACAUCUAGUUAUGAAUUUGAGAUCGUUCUUUAUAGGAGGACGUUACGAUGAUCUUUCUUUCACCCAGGGUACCCUCCUUUUCAAGUACAAGUCCUCUAGAUCGACGUCUUGUAAGGCUCCUAUUUCCAACACCGAGAACAAUUUGCCACUUAUCGCUUGGAGAACCUUGUCAAGUGACGCGAUCGUUUGUACUCGUUUACAAGCUUUAACAGAGAAUCAGCUGUUCCUUACAUUCCUCUAACCUUCGCGAGUUUUCCUGUAAAUUCGUGAUAGAGGUCGAUAACAAAGCUCCAGGCGAUGCGCGGUUCCAGAAGAGGUAUUUCCUCAAGAUGGUCGGUCGGUGUAUUGACGUGCCCAUCUACGCGGAAAGGGAGGUUUAUAAUCUGCACACGAUCUUGUACGAGCACACUUUCCGGGAACUUAUAGUCUUGAAGAAUCGGAGCUCAGUGGCAAUGAAAGUCCGGGUGGAACGACCGAAGUUGAGUGACCCGCGAUUACUUCCCGGCGAAAUCCAGAUUUCUCCCGAUACUGCAUACGUGCAAGGCCUAGGACAGCAGUCGAUUCAGUUCAAAGUCGUGCUUCAGCGUGAUUUCCUGGACCGAAACCCUCAGUACAAGCGCGACGACCGCAAGUAUGGCCCAGCGUCGUUCAAAAUUCCGGUGAAAAUGGUCGGCGCAGACCAGGUGCUGCCUGUGUGGACCUGCAUCACGGGGAAUUUGACGCAGAACGACAUCUCCUUCGCACCAGACAAGUUGGAUUUCGGCAGUGUCUUUGUGGACGCAGCACGAUACAAGAAGGUGACCAUCACGAACCACUCGAAACUGCCACAGUCGCUUUGUUUUGCGGGUUUGCCUUCCUACCUCAGCGUCCAGAAUGUCGCUAAGGAAGCGCGCGACGAGGACGACCGAUACGGCGUAAUCCUUGACAAGAGCGCCUGCAUCGAACAUGGUGGAAAUGGGUUUCUAGUGCAGCUAUUACCUGACGAAUCUUUACCGGUCACUGUUUGUUACGCACCGACCGCAGCGACGGGGAUGAAAACCGCAUUGAACAUCCACGCUUUGACGGCACAGCUUUGCUCCAGAUCUUUCUCCGUCCCGUGCACUGUUAAGGCUCAACUUUCAUUGGUCACCAUUCAGAUUUGGGUCGAAGAGGCGACCCCUUGAGAGAACAGGCGAAAAGGAUGGGAAAGGGGGGACGCUUUGAAGGGGGUGUCUUCCGUUGACCUUUAACAUUGACCACUGACUGCUGACCUUUAACACUGGCCAAGGAAAGAUGUUGCGGAUCGCGUUGGACAGGAAUUUCUUGAAAUUUCCAGCGAUAGGUGUGGGGGCACAAGGCAAGGAGAGCUUCGAAGUGACGAACGUAUCGAAAAACAAGACCUACGAAAUCUCAGUGCUCUGUCCUCCGCGACACCUCGCACGCCUGUGGAUCUCCCCAGUCUGCAUUGAACUAAAACCGGGUGAAAAGACAAGAGUGCAGAUUGAGUUAUGGACUUCUACUUCUCUACAUCAGCACUAGUCGAGAUACAACAACUGUUCGUUGUAUACAGAUACAACAAUAUCUUAUAACAAGAGUAGACAUACAACAUAUGUUGCGUUCCUGUUACCUCUCUAGAUCUUCCCUUCUAGAUUGUUUUCCCUCUAGAUUGUCUUCCCUUCUACAUCUCUCCCUUCUGGAUUGUUUUCCCUUCUACAUCUCUCCCUUCUAGAUUGUUUUCGCUUCUACAUCUCUCCCUCUUCUAAUCUUUUUCAAACCGAACAAACUGUACGAGUCACUGCUCCGAAACGCCUCCCAGGACAUGGACGACCUGCCGGCUGAAGUAGCUGGUGGCCUCACGGAUAUGGAAGCCAUACCAGAUGAGGAUUUUGAUGAAGCUUAAGACAUCAUAUCCGAUAAUUCAUUAUAUUCGAUGAUUCAUUUCUUCUAAAUACAGGUUCUUGUAGUUUGUUCCUUCGAAAGAAGGUACAGAUAUAAGUUGAAUAUAACUAGUACAAGGGAAGAUAUCGAUAACAGUCUUGAAGGAUCCACCCCACACACCGACACAGGUAUGGAUUAGAGUUAAAAGUAGCUCGUAGAGCCUCUAAGAACCAGCAGAAAACUUGGACCCGAACAGCCCUCUAGCAGGCCUAUCACCAACAGCGAAGAAGGACUUGAAGGCUUUUAGACAAAAGCCUCGAUCUGAAAUCGUCAAGAUGAUCCAGGAGGCUGGGGGAAGACGGUGGGAGCAUCGGAGGAGUAAUAUCACUGUUAUGCUUGGUCAGUUUAUAACUUGUUUUCACUUGUUUGGUUAAAUUUGUGUGCCAAAUCACUGUUACUGCAAGUGAGUUAAAUAUUUACACAACUAGGUAGUUGAAGUUGUAAUGGCUAAGUAGACUAUCUUCUCGUUGAAGGAGGGGUCUCAACCGUUGUCAAGAUGACAGAUCUAUCAUCAUGUUCUGAAGAAGAACACUCUACGAAGAGGAGAGACUUAGGAUAUUAACUGGUGAACAUCAUCCCCUGAGGACAGAUCUAUCAUCAUGUUCUGAGGAAGAACACUCUAAGGAGAGGCAGACGAUCUUGCAACAGGGCAAGGCAGUGGAGUUGAGCAAGAUCGAUAGUCAACACGCCAUCUGGAAGAUUCCACUUUUGAUCCGGCCCGUCGUGAUCGUGGACUCAAAGAGGGUCUAUAAUUAAGGCUCAAAAUAUCGAUUCAUUUCUACAAGUCACAUUUCUCCCUAUUAAUUUCCUCUUUUUACCACCCUUGUUACAAGUCUUUUUAGUACCACCAUUCAUUGUUUCCUUCUACUUAUAAUAGGAUAGAUGGGGAAAAAUGCAGUAUGCAGUGCAUAGAGGGAUGAAUUGCUUUGCGCUCUAAUACAACACGCCGGACGAGGAGUGCGAGCAAUUGGCAGUCUGUGUGCGAACAACCUGUGUACCUCCUGUUCUCGUCCCCACACCGGAUAGGUGUGAUUUUGGGGAAGUCACAGUGUUUCAACGCAAGUUGAUUCACGUCACUCUGCGAUGUAAGGUGGAUGACAUGCAGGAAAUUUUUCUCACGAGUCCACUGCCCGAAACCAGCUGCCUUUCGGUUUUGAACGCGUGUGGUCACGGGAGAAUAGUGCGGAAGGAGAAGCAGUUUCAGAUAGUGAUCGAAUUCUGCCCGCAGGCUGCGCAACUGUAUUCGACCGUUUUGAAACUGCACACGCCGACAACAAGAAUCCAAAUCCCGAUCAAGGGAUGUGGCGUGACGCCACGACUCUACAUACCGAACCAGUUCGUGCAUUUUCCGGCAUGCGUGUACGGAACAGACACAGUCGUGAGCGAAAAAGUGCAAUUCUUUAACACCACGAGGUUUCAGUUGGACUACGAAAUAUCGAGUGUGAGCAGAAAUUUCAUCGACAAUUGCAGUGGUGCGCCUUGCUUUAUGCUAGAGCCAAAGAAGGGGAGGAUAAAAGGGAAAGGUAUUUCACUAUAUUAUGACCACAUGGAUAUUUUUUCAUCUUAAGCUUAUAAUGUUGAUCUUAAUUGGAGUAACUGAAUGUGAAGAAUCUGAAAGUUCCUGUGCUCAUGAUCGUAGGUGAAGCAAUCUUAGUCGGACAGUAAAAGUAACAUAACGUUCCUCUAGACUGGGUACACUACCACUACUACUACUACUUCCUUCCUCGUCCAGAUACCGACGAAAGCGAGGAUACGAGCCUUAGCGUGGAGGUGAAGUUCCGACCACAUCGCAUCGGAGAAAUCAUGAAGGAGAAGGUCUAUGUUUUCGUGCCGAACCAGGACUUUCCUUUAUGAAAGAAUGUAGAAGUUGUAAAUGCUAACGCAGCCGCCCUAUAGAUUUGUUGUGCUGUGAACUCUAUGCUCCUGUGCUUGAAGUAAAAGCUCGCCUCUGCUGCAAGAAAAAGACGAAAAAAAUAUACUAUUAACUACAUAUUGUUGGACCACAAGAACACAGGCCUCCGUGCCUUGGUUCGUUUCUCAGUGGAAACACAAAGUCAGAAUCUUGAAUGCAAGCAAAUCUUGAUACUCCUGCCUGAGACUUGCGAUCUCUGGCUGGUGUAAUCCCUGUUUGGUUCAUUGGGUGAGAUGAAUCAUACAUCAGCAACAUAAGCAUGUCAGAAGGGAUCGGACUGAACAUGCAUCAUACGACUAGGAUCAGUACAGCCGUGCCGAGUCUACACCUUGAUCAUUAUGAUUAUGCAUUGAAUGUGCAUUGGAAGUAGCAUUCGUGAUCAUUGGCAUUCGUGUCUUGUGAGAUCAUCCCGAUGACAGUCGAGCGCGAGGCUUUUGCGUGAGCCACUGAGAACAGAACGCCACGACAUCCGAGAGGCUUGAGCCAUACAUGACCAACGCCCCUCCUCAAUCGAUGCGGGUCGAAGUCCGUCUCACAUGACCGCCUCACUGUGUGUUGAGUCAGGGUAGUCACUUCUCUUGUUUAGUGUAUGUGACCUGGCUACGGUGGUUUAGAAACCAAAAUAAACCGAAUAUAUUACGCUAUAGUAAGCUAAACCAUCCUCAUCUGUUUCAUCAUCAGAGGAAUCGCAGUCAUCCUCUUUACUUGUGGUUAUUGGGUUAUCUACGUGUCGUGAUGUAGGAUAAGUCUACGCUGAGUGGCACUGCAGGUUAGUUUCGAAAGUGGGUCUGCCUUCAUCAGGUUGGUAGGACAGAACACGAUCUUACUAGCAGCGUCGCGCACUCUUAGAGAACGUAAAGCAUAGUGCCUACUUUUAGGACGAGCGUCUGUUGCUUUGGCUGUUGUGGUCGCAGACUGGUUGUCUAUCCACAAUGCAGCACUGUCUAAGGAGGGAGACAAGCCGUUCUGUGUGUGUACCAACUGGGUUGGAAGAGGCUUAUAGAAGUCUGUGAAGUCAUGCAUCUCACUGAGCACUAUCGUGUCAGAAGCUGCAAUAUACUCACUUUCAGCCGUUGAGUAGGCUCUAACCGUUUGGCGGUUACUCCUCCACGCUAUGGGUGUACCUUUGUAAUACAUUAUGGAGCCACUUGUGCUUCUCAUUGUUUUGAUGCAGUUGGCGAAACCAGCAUCACUGAAUAUGUUUACUUCUGGCAUGUCUCUGCCUUCUGGUAGAAGUUUCUCGCGUAUUUUGUUGAAUUCUUCUUCCUUUUCUGGUGAGUAUUCUACUCCUUGGUCUUUUGUUGACGCCAGGCAUUUUAGGACUUUCUUGGCUGCUUUGGCCAUUCUUGUUGACGUGGGUUUACUGACAUGUCUAGCCAACGCUGCUACCGGAGCAGAGAUAUCCGGGCGCGCAGUUACAGCAACCCAUAGUAAGGCACCAACUACCUCACGAAAGGGAUACCCAUCAACUAUCUUGAUCCCGUCUUCAAGAAAAGUUGUUUCGUCAAAAUUGGGCGAGUGAACCGGUUUCCCUAGUUGAGCUUCAUACUUAUUAGCAAUUUUAUCGAUGUACUGCUCCAUGCACAGUCUGAACGGCUUAGCUUCACGGCCAUAGUACACGAUCGCACCUAAGAAGUCGAACCUUAGCCAUUCGAGACCCCAGGGGGUUAGAAUUGACUCGACUUCAAUCGCACGGCCUGGAGCACGUGUGAAAAUGAGGUCUGGUUCGGUCUUGGGCUCAUCUUGGUCAGGACCUGUAGCAAGAUUGUCGUCUACAUAGACAGACAUCUUCAGGAACUUCCCCGGUGCUUUGCUGCUCGGUUUGCGCCACAAUCCAGGUGCAGAAGUACACGGUUCCCAACCAAGACUGGCUAGAGUCUCAUGAUACCUCUUGAACCAUGCUCGUGGUGCGUCCUUCAAGCCGUAUAGAGCUUUCUUGAGCUUCGCGAUCUCGUAUCCAUGCUGUUUCGCCCAGAUGGGUGGAAGACGGCAGUAGACAUCUCGAUCGAGUUCGGCACUGAGGAGCGCUGAAGCUAAAUCGAACGGGAUCACAUAGUCCCCCUCUGACGCAGCAGAAGUGAGGGGCAACCUAUUAGCGGCACGUGAUACCACGGGAGCAAAGGUGUUUAGCUCUCCCGAACGAUCUAAAUUACCGAGUACACAGGCCCUUGCCUUGUAUUUUCCACAUCUCUUUCUUGUUAGUAUGAUGGCAAUUGGUAGAGCCCGUAACGCGGUUGCUAGCUGCUCGCCAGUAGCUUCUUCCCACGUUUUAAAGGCUAGUAGUCUCGCAUGCUCAAUGUCAAUGACUUCCUUCCACUUUUCAGCUUCAGGACUCUUUAAUGCAUUGGCAACGGACAGCAUCACAUGUGAUUCGACGACUUCCUCAUCUUCGUCUAUCUCAUACGUGCCACCAAUAGCACUUGCGAACAGCGCCAGACUCUUUCUGAGUUCUUCCAUCUGUUUCUUUGUUCUGCGAAUCCUUCCUCCAGCCUUGUCCGUGGCUCCUUUCGGUCGGCCACGCUUCUUGCCGUGUGUAUGGCGUUCGCCUGCCACAACACGUGCGGGAGAUAGCGCUUUCGAUCUAGUCGGACUAGGUGAGUCAGAGAUCCGAUCCUUCGUUUCAACUUUCCCCUCCUCAAGUGAAACACCUUCAGAAGAGUCAGCCGCGUCGGAUUCAGCCUUCUUGUCUAAGGUUUCAGCAUAUAGCUCUUCGGGAAUGCCGGUCGGUCCACCUGAGGCGCGCUCCGUGCCAGAGAACCCCGAUUGCUGAUCCAGCCUUUGCACUGACUGCCCAAUCAAGGGGGAGCCCAGCGACGACGCUCCACACUGCAAGUUUUCCAGUUCAUCGCACUCAUAGUGAAAGCCCUUUCUAUCUGGCGUUAGCCAGUCUAUGUCCUUUAUUAGAUAAUCCUCUCUGAACUUGACAUCUAGGGUAGAGUAUUCCGCCCAUCGAUAUCCAAGCUUGCAACGAUCGUCAUGAGCGAAAGUAGCAACCAACCAACCAACCAGACGACUUCGGACAGAGUCCAAGGAAGACGCCGCGGCGAUAUUUGGCCGAGAGCUUGGGUUCAGGAGUGUUGGCUUGGAUUUGUUCACGAAAGUAAACAAGAAAACCAAAUCGGCGGAGCGUGCCGAUUUUGCUUUUGGAAGAAUUUCUACCAGUUCUUUCUUCUAGAAUCUCUAUUGGACUCUUUCCGUCGUGUUCUGGCAUUUUAGCGUAAUUAUGCGGAAGACGAUCCCAGCAGUCACUAGCGUACUCAACAGAACACAGUAACACCAAAGACGUCGAUCAGCCUUCGUUAGCAUUGUUCUCACGCUGCCAAACAAGGCCCGCGUAAAACGUUCAACAGUCCCACUCAUUUCCGGACUAUAAGGAGCGGCCGGAUUGUCUGAGACCCGCAGCGAUUGCAUGAGUUUGGUCAUGUCAUCACUGCCGAGGACGGGUUCUCCAUCCCUCCGGAUGAACCAUGCCGCCUUGUCAUCUAGCGAUAAGGAGUAGUCCUGUCGAAUGCCUUUUAUGACUUGUUCUAUUUCCUCCACGCAGUCACUUUUAAGCUUCAGCGGUCGACAAAACGCCUUCUUAAUUACGUCACAUAUGACAACUAGAACACGUCGCAUAGAUCUUACUGAAACAGGUUUUAUUCCUACAGCAAAGUCUAUUGCAAGUAGUUUGAGGGGUUCGGGUUUGUGGGUAGUUAUGUCUCUAGAUUUUGCAUGGGGUUUCGUUGUCCUUUAUGUAGGUCACAUUCUGGGCAACUAACUUGUAGACCAUCUAUGUGAAAAUGGCCACGCCUCCUGUGUAGUUCUAAUCUCGUAAGAUAGCAACUAGAGACGCCUUCUUCUAUUGAUGUACAAGUGAAACCACUUUCGUGUUUGUUUUCAAAGAAACUACAUGCGAGUGCGGGUAGCUGCAAGCGUGGGUGAGCUCUGAUGGGUAGCAUCUGGUCGGUGUCCGUGUGCACGAUACAGCCACCAGUGCCUUUGAAGUUGAACUCCCACCCUAAUUGCGAGCAGUUUCCGUCUCCUAACCAUGGCAAUAUGCGGUCUAUGUUUCCAGGUAGAGAAUCAUAGUAAACUCCAUUCUUUAGUCCAAGUGCGUUGUUCUUGAGUUUUCCGACUUUUCCGUCUUUAGUGCCUGCGCUACCUGUUAUUCUACAAAUGUUGUUACCAAUUUCAUCGAAAUCAUCUCUGUGUCGUGGCAGAUAUCUGUUUGCACAGCUAUCAACUAGGGCUGCAUCUUCUGACGUUCUAGUAUUCAAGGUUGUGAAACUAUAUCCAUCUGUAUUGUAGCUAUCAGCAUGAUUAUCAACAUUUGUCAUUAUUUCAUCUUCUUCGAAAUUCAGCGAACACUUCCCAAAUUCGUACGGUUCCGUCGCUCAGCUUCGACUGUGCGAGUUCAUGAUGUUGAGCAUCUCCGCAACCUGCGACAUGUGGAUCAUGCCACUGCUAUUACCCUUUCCACCUUUGCCUCUAGAACUACUAGAUGGGGCUCCGGUAGUCCAGCUUCCCGGUCCUUGUUGAAGGGCUUGCGUGUUAUGCCAGCACUCGGAGGACUUGUGUCCGACCUUGUGGCAGCAAGCGCAGCGGGGUGGAUAGGUAUUCUUAUUUCCUUUUCCUUUGUCUUUCUUCGGCUUUUGUCCGCCGUUCUUUCCUCCUUUGGGUUGGUACCCGUAGGAGUUGUAGACCUCGGCGAUUGCCUUCUUCUUUUCUUUCUGCUUGAAACGCUUGAGGGCGUUAGCGGAAAUGAAGGCCUUACCAUCUGCCUUAUAUAUUGGCCUCUACCUCGUCAUCAUCCUCAUUCUUGUCAUCACGAGGACGCUUGUUCGAGGUUUCCUGACCAUUGACCGGAAACGCUUUCCCGAAGGAGUCGUUCUCAAUUUUGUAGGUUCCCUCCUCGAUCAACGUUGUGAGACGUUUCUCAAGUCGGUCUCCAAUUUGGUCAAAUGUCAGGACAUCUUAAUCUUGCAUCCGCUCGAUAGUCGCUAUGAAGUUCUUGCAGAACAACUCAGGCAACUUCAGCAGGAUCGCACCGUUCUGUUGAUCAGCAUCGGGCAGAUCUGCAUCCGGCGGGAAGACGGUGGGCGAUUGGUUCAAGAUGUCGCGGAUCUUAGAGAGAAACUCCUUGACAUCUGCAGGCUGGUCGCUGUUGUGGAACUUCAUCAGUCCCUCCGACAACGGCUUGACCUUCGUGCGCUGCUCCUGGCGAUUGUUCGCGUUGAAGUUCCCUUGGUCACGAAGUAGAACAACAACUUCACCAGCAUCCAUUUCGUCCACCGCGCCAUCGUUAUUCCGAUUGUCGACAAACGACCUGGCCGCACCUUUCAGACUUCGUAUGAUUACGUCUUUCAGGUUGCGCCACUUCUGGCGGGUCGUUUCUUCGCGACUGGUGUUACCUUGCGGCACACCAUGUGGAACGGCCGGCACGUUGACUACAUUCGUGUAGUUCUCAAGUAAGCCUAGGCGACUAGCUUCUUGACGUACGGCUCGUUGCCACUCGCGCCAGUCGGACUUCUGUCCCAGCUUCUUGAGGAUGGACCCCCUUGGCCUCGCAGGACAUUCUGAUGGAUUUGUUUAUUUUACUACACUACUUCCAAUUUAUUUUACUUUUGCCGCUCAAGGGUUAGACCAGUGUUGGACCACAAGAACACAGGCCUCCGUGCCUUGGUUCGUUUCUCAGUGGAGACACAAAGUCAGAAUCUUGAAUGCAAGCAAACCUUGAUACUCCUGCCUGAGACUUGCGAUCUCUGGCUGGUGUAGUCCCUGUUUGGUUCAUUGGGUGAGAUGAGUCAUACAUCAGCAACAUAAGCAUGUCAGAAGGGAUCGGACUGAACAUGCAUCAUACGACUAGGAUCAGCACAGCCGUGCCUAGUCUACACCUUGAUCAUUAUGAUUAUGCGUUGAAUGUGCAUUGGAAGUAGCAUUCAUGAUCAUUGACAUUCAUGUCUUGUGAGAUCAUCCCGAUGACAGUCGAGCACGAGGCUUUUGUGUGAGCCACUGAGAACAGAACGCCACGACAUCCGAGAGGCUUGGGCCAUACAUGGCCAACACAUAUAAAUAUAUCCAGGGGAACAACUUUUAACUACUAUACCACUACUUCAUCCUUUACAUCCCCGCCUCUCCCCACUCUUUCUUCUUCUAAUCCCGAUGUAUCUCUAUCUCUGUGGGCAUAGUUUCCAUCUCCCAGUCUUUCUUCUAAUCCCGAUGUACCUCUAUCUCUAUGGGCAUAGUUUCCAUCUCCCACUCUUUCCUCUAAUCCCGAUGUACCUCUAUCUCUAUGGGCAUAGUUUCCUGUACCAGAUGUACGCGAUAUACGACUUGA
This is a messenger RNA of Amoebophrya sp. A25, 15598 nucleotides long. NCBI's taxonomy places the organism in Eukaryota, Dinophyceae, Syndiniales, Amoebophryaceae. The record is from the annotation of a GenBank genome assembly.